Akanthomyces muscarius is the source of this 1500-nucleotide messenger RNA. RefSeq lists its product as uncharacterized. Bases 1 to 1500 code for a protein of 499 amino acids. Lineage: Eukaryota; Fungi; Ascomycota; Sordariomycetes; Hypocreales; Cordycipitaceae. The record is from RefSeq and is a predicted model, not a curated record. The transcript is spliced from 3 exons.
AUGUUCAAGAUUACUUCCGCCGUACUACUCGGCUUGGCCGGUAGUGCCAAUGCCUUCUGGCGCAUGGAGUGCCCUGGCCGUCUCGAUGUCGCCCGUAUUGACCCCAUCGUCAACCCCAACGACGUCUCUGCCCACGCUCACUCCCUCCAUGGCUCGUCUGGCCUCUCCUCGUCUGCCGAUGGUUCUGCCCUGAAGGGUGGUGACUGCACUUCGUGCCGUGUCACUCAGGACAAGUCCGCCUACUGGUCUCCCGCUCUCUACUUCGAAGACAAGGAUACUGGCAAGUUUGAGCUCGUCGACCAGGUCGGUGGCAUGCUCGCCUACUACCUUCUCUACGGAGACAACAUCAAGGCCUUCCCCGACAACUUCCAGAUGAUCGCCGGCUCCAACACCCGCCGCUCCUACAGCGCUGGUAACCCCGAGUCCCCCGACCCCGACAAGUCUCUCUGGCAGUCCAUGGGCCAGACGAAGCAGAGCAUCCUUGAGCAGCGCGCCCUUGGCUUCAACUGCCUCAACUACGACAAGCAGCCCGAGGGAACCCUCUACCGUCACUACAUGCCCGACAAGGCCUACCUUGACGCCAACUGCAAGGACGGUAUUCGUCUGGAAAUCAUGUUCCCCUCUUGCUGGAACGGCAAGGAUGCCGACUCCAGCGACCACAAGUCCCACAUGGCCUACCCUGACCUCGUCAUGACUGGUACCUGCCCUGAGGGUUACGAGACCCGCGUCCCCUCCCUCAUGUUUGAGACUAUCUGGGCUGUUGGCAACUAUAAGAACCGCAACGGUCGCUUCGUCUUCUCCAACGGUGACACCGAGGGUUUCGCUUACCACGCUGAUUUCAUGAUGGGCUGGGACAAGGAUUUCCUCCAGCAGGCUGUUGACACUUGCACCAACCCCUCCGGCCGCAUUGAGGACUGCCCUCUCUUCAACGUUGUUGACCAAGGUACCGCCACCUCUUGCAAGCUCGAGAAGUCUCUGCCCCAGCAGCUGUCUACCGAGAUCAAGAACAUUCUCGGCCCCAUGGCCAACCUUCCUGGUGACCUCUCCGUCUUUGGCGACGGUGGCGAUCCCUCCAAGCCUGAGACUGGCGGCGACUCUCCCUCUACCGCCGGCACCGCUACCUCCAAGCCUACCCUGAGCUACACUCCCGGUGCCAAAGCCUCCAACUCUGCCUCACCCCUCCCUGGCCAGGUCUUCAAGCAGGUUGACUCUGAGUCCGAGUCUUCCGAGUCUACCCCGACUCCUACUCCCACCACUACCACCGCCACUCCAUCUGCUCCCGUUGCUGUUGCCGCUGCCGUCACUGAGGCUCCUACCACCACUCCCGAGCCCAGCUACUACAGCACCCAAUUCGUCACCAACGGCAACACCGUCAGCAAGAUCUUGUGGGAGGAGGAGCUUGUCAUCGUCACGGAGACUCUUGAGCCUACCGCCACCAAGACCGUCGACGCUGCUAAGCGCCGUCGUUCUCACCUCCACGGCCAUGCCCGCAGGAGCUAA